AUGGUGAAGCAAAUAAGUCUAGAAGAAGAGAAGGAGAACUGUCCUCUUAUAACAACAAAAAUAGUUGAAUACUUGCAACCUGUAAUGUGUCAAGAGCUACUCUGCAAGUUUCCAGACAACUAUGCAUUCGGAUUCGACUACACGCAGAGCUCUCUCUGGUCUCCUCUCUUGCCUCGAAACUACGCAAGCCCUUCCGAUCUGAACUCCGACAGUUGCGUUUGUCGUAACCUUGAACUCGGAGAGUUUCAAGAAGGCAAGAAGAUGAUGAAGAUUUCAAUGAACAAGAAAAUGAAGAAGAGUAAGUUAGUGAAACUAGACAUGUCUUCGAUAAAGAAUGAAGAUUCUCCCAAUAGCGGCUGCUUUCCUUUUCAUACUAAGGGAUGGGAUGGUGUGUUAAAUGCAGCUUCAAAACACUUCAAGAAGUCAAAAAAGAAGAGAGAUUCAAUCGCUGAUGUCAAGCUUCUCAACUUCUGCAAUUGCUGA
Messenger RNA from Brassica oleracea var. oleracea, 483 nucleotides. RefSeq lists its product as uncharacterized. The coding region runs from base 1 to 483 and encodes 160 amino acids. The record is from RefSeq and is a predicted model, not a curated record. Lineage: Eukaryota; Viridiplantae; Streptophyta; Magnoliopsida; Brassicales; Brassicaceae. The transcript is spliced from 2 exons.